This is a messenger RNA of Vombatus ursinus (common wombat), 480 nucleotides long. Its product is annotated as low density lipoprotein receptor adapter protein 1-B-like. The annotation marks the transcript as partial. NCBI's taxonomy places the organism in Eukaryota, Metazoa, Chordata, Mammalia, Diprotodontia, Vombatidae. Gene Ontology annotation, cellular component: early endosome. The record is from RefSeq and is a predicted model, not a curated record. The transcript has 4 exons.
UCUUGGCUGUCUGACUCGGUGUUCCUGACGUGUCUGACUAGAGCUGUGGGCAGUAGGACUCCCAUCUCCUUCGUUGUGGAAGAGUUACCUGAGAACUGGACAGACACAAGGGAGACCUUGCUGGAGGGGAUGCUGUUCAACCUCAAAUACCUGGGCAUGACCCUGGUGGAGCAGCCGAAAGGCGAGGAGCUCUCGGCGGCCGCCGUGAAGCGCAUCGUGGCCACGGCCAAAGCUAGUGGGAAGAAGCUCCGGAAAGUGACCCUCAAAGUCUCCCCGAGGGGCAUCAUCUUACAUGACAGCGGGACCAAUGAGCUGAUUGAGAACGUUUCCAUCUACAGGAUCUCCUACUGCACCGCAGACAAGAUGCAUGACAAGGUCUUUGCAUACAUCGCCCAGAACCAGCAGAGUGAGAGUCUGGAGUGCCACGCUUUUCUCUGCUCCAAGCGGAAAAUGGUUAGUGGGAGAGCCAGGGCCCUGGAC